AUGACAGGGCGGAACCAACGUGGCCGUCAAUCAUGCUCAGGACGAGUGGGGGCGGGGGUCUAAGAAAGAGGCAGGCUGGAGUGGAGAAGCUUCUCAACAAGGCAAACAGCAGUGCUCUGCGAAAACGAGUUUUAUCUACCCGUGUUCAACAUCAACCUGGGGCCGACGAGCGACGUUGAAACCUCCCCGAGCCACCACUUAAAUGUUCUUAUGGAUUAUUAGCACACUUUCGUCGAAAAACGGACUCUUUUCUCAACUUGACACUGCAGCCUCGGAUCCGCCACACUGGUCACCUAAAGGAUUCAGAGAGAGAUGAAGACUCUGGAGGAGCCCCCUUACUUGACAGUCGGGACUGAUGUGAGUGCCAAGUACAGAGGGGCUUUCUGCGAAGCCAAGAUUAAGACAGCCAAGCGUCUAGUCAAGGCUAAGGUGACCUUUAAAUCAGAUUUGUCUACUGCUGAGGUCCAUGACGAAAGCAUUAAAGGGCCUCUAAAGGUGGGUGCUAUUGUAGAAGUGAAGAACCAUGAUGGAGUUUACCAGGAGGCCACAAUCAACAAGCUAACCGACGCGAGUAUUUACACAGUUGUAUUUGACGAUGGCGACGAGAAGACCUUAAGGCGUUCUUCUCUCUGCCUUAAAGGUGCCCGUCACUUUGCAGAAAGUGAGACACUUGACAGACUACCCCUCACCAAUCCUGAGCACUUCGGCACACCUGUCAUAGGCAAAAAGGGAAACCGGGGCAGGCGAUCCAACCCAAUCCAAGAGGAAGACCUGUCUUCAUCCUCCAGUGAAGAAGAGGAGAGUGAUCAACGGCAGAAUGAAGAUCUGUUUGGCAAAGUGGUCUGUGUGGAGGGAGUGUCCAUGGGGGAUAAAAAGAAACCCACGUGGUAUCCUGCACUAGUCAUCACCCCUGACUGCCAUGAUGACAUCACAAUGAAGAAGGAAAGCUUAUUUGUUCGCUCUUUCAAGGACGGAAAAUUUUACAUGGUGUUACGGAAAGAUGUUCGAGAAAUAAAUGCAGAUUCGCCCCCUAAAGCGGAUGCGGGAUUGAAGCCAGCGCUGGACGCAGCUUUGGAGUUCCAGCAACAAUUAGUAAUUCCUAGCAUCUGGAAGACUGAAGUGAAGGAGGAAAGCUCCAGCAGUGAAGUGGAUGAUGAGGAUGAAGAGGAGGAACAGGAAGAAGAUGCCAGUGGUGAAGAAGAAGAGGAGGAAGUGGAGCCAUAUCCCGAGGAAAGGGAGAACUUUCUUCAGCAGCUAUACAAGUUCAUGGAAGACAGAAGAACGCCCAUCAACAAGCGGCCUGUUCUGGGUUACCGGAAUCUCAACCUGUUCAAACUGUAUAGACUGGUGAACAAACUAGGAGGCUUCGAUAACAUUAAAAGUGGCGCCAUUUGGAAGCAAAUCUACCAGGACCUUGGAAUACCUGUCCUCAAUACAGCUGCUGGCUACAAUGUCAAAUGUGCUUACCGCAAGUACCUUUAUGGUUUUGAAGAAUAUUGCACUUCCACUGCCAUCACAUUCAAGAUGGACCUCCCUUUGAAGCAGGCCCUCAAGGGAGAGGCAGCGUCUGUGGGUGAGGGAGAAAACACAUCCGCCACAUCAACCAGCAUAGAAGAACAGAAGUAUCCUGGGAAUGGAGAACCAAUCAGCACACAAUCUGUAGUUUGCAAGGAGGAGAAGCUUGAGUUGGUUCUAAACAAAAAUGAGGGGGCAUCUUCAAAAGCUGAAGCAAAGGAUAGCAAUGGAAACGAUGAGGAGGAGGAAGACGAUGAGCCACACACAGGGGACACAGAUGAACGCUCAUCCACGUCUCGCCUCAGAGCUGAGAGCAUUAAACAGGAGCAUGAAGAGGAGCAUGAAAACAAGGACAACUCUGGGGAUGACAACAGUCAGGAUGGGGAGGAAGGGGAAGAGUUUGAGUGUUACCCCCCGGGGAUGAAGGUGCAGGUGAGGUAUGGGCGAGGCCGCAGUCUGAAGACGUACGAGGCCACUGUGAAAGAGGCAGACGUGGAGGGGGGAGAGGUGCUCUACCUGGUGCACUACUGUGGCUGGAACAUCAGAUAUGAUGAAUGGAUCAAAGCAGACAAGAUUGUUCGCCCAGCCAAUAAGAAUGUACAAAAAAUAAAGCACCGUAAAAAAAUAAAGAACAAAGUUGAGCGGGAGCGAGACCGGUUCGAGAGGCUCACUGAUAGAGAAGCACUCGGUCCUUCGCCCAACAAUAACCGUGUCCCUCGAUCUAAGUGUGACCUUAGCCCAGAUGUCUUUUCCAAACUAGAUCAGGGUGAGGACCAAGGUACUCAGCAGCAGACUCCAGCCAAGUCUAUAGAAAUUACUUCUAUUCUUAAUGGUCUGCAAGCCUCUGAGUUGUCUUCAGACGAGAGUGACCACGAGGGUGAGAAUGAGCAAAAUAAAGAAGACUGUGAUGCUUGCAGGGAUAUAAAAGGUGUACCAGAGCUUCAUAAAACCUCAGAACUUAGAGAGAGUGGUACUCAACCCAAUGGGUCCAGAUCUUCUGUAGUCUCAGGGAAGAACCAGGAGAUGAUCAACAGUGAAGUGGGGAAGCGCAAACUGGAUUUGAUUGGGGAGGCAAGCACCAGGAAAAGGAAAUCUGAAGGAGUAGUCGAAAGGAACCUUAAAAAUCAGUCUAGGGCUAAGAGGGCUACAAGGAGUGCAGAUUGGUUACCUUCAGUCUCUUCUAAAAAGUUGGAUGACAGGAGUACUGGUGCAAUGGAAGAGAGGGGGGCCUCAUCUAGCUCCAGCUCAGACGAUGAGGGCACCGCACUUGCUGAGGCCAGUGAACAAAGCCACCCAAAGACCAAAGCUUCCCCUUCCAAGAAAUACAAUGGGACAAAGGAGAAGAGCAAAUCCAGUAGACAAUCGGGGUUCUGGGACAUUCCUGACAAGAGGGCCAAGAUGUCUGGGAAUGGAGAGGAUAAGCCAGCUGUACGUGCUACGGGCCAAAAAGACGUGUGGUCAAGCAUUCAAGCGCAGUGGCCAAAGAAGACUCUAAAAGACUUAUUCUCCGAUUCAGACACAGAGGCUGCUAAUUCUCCUCCUGCACCUGUACCUUCCAGCCUUGAAGAUACAAGUGUUGAGCAGGAAGCAGGACCUGAAGAUGACGCUUCAGAGGAACACAUGGAUACUGACAAACUGCAAGAGUUCCCUAGCAGUGGCAGUAACUCUGUACUUAACACACCACCCACUACACCAGAGUCCCCCUCAGGUAGAGGCAGUACAUUGGAAGACUGCAGCCAAGCACCACCGCGUUCCCCACCAGCGCCACCCACACCUCCUGGUCUGCUUCCAGUGUCAUCUUCUGCAAAUCUCCUGCCAGGGUUGGUACAGGAGGAAGUGGCAUGCCGGCGCAGCGAGAGUGACAGCAGCACAGUUGAAGUGGAGAGCCUGGGCGGGGAGCUGCCUGACCUUCCUCGGGAUGAGGGGGCAGGCUCCCCACCCAAAGUGUUUGAUGCCCCGCUCUCCUCCAACAGCAGCAGCAACUGCAGCUUGGAGCUGAGCAGCAGCAGCCAGCAUGAGAGUGAGCACAAGUCCAAAGUAUCUGUGAGUCAGAAACGGCAAAAAGAAUCACAGACAGGCGGCGUCUCAAAGAAACACAAGCCAAACCGAAAGAGCCUUGGUGUGCCUCCCAAAAAAAAUAGGAAAACAGCCAACAGCAGUGACAGCGAAGACCAGUCUGUUUUGGAAGGCUCUGCCAAACCAACUUCCACCAAGAAUGACACAUCGGAAGUUAAGGUUGCUGUUUCGCCCAAGUGUCGCGGCCGAUCUCCCCCUUCAAGCCAUAAGUAUCACAAGCAGGGUGACACCGACCACUCACAACACCGGGAAAACCAUGGAAGAUCACCACGGGUUUACAAGUGGAGCUUCCAGAUGUCUGACCUGGAGAAAAUGAGCAGUCUGGAGAGGAUCUCAUUUCUUCAGGAUAAGCUUCAAGACAUCAGGAACCACUACCUCUCCCUCAAGUCUGAGGUCGCCUCGAUUGACCGCCGGCGAAAGCGCAUGAAGAAAAAGGAACUAGAAAGCACUGUGGCGGCAUCCUCCUCCUCUUCAUCCUCUUCACCGUCCUCGAGCUCACUGACAGCAGCGGUCAUGUUGACGCUGGCUGAUCAACCAGUGUCUUCAUCCUCAUCCUCAUCGCAGAACUCUAGUGUAUCAGUGGAGUGCAGGUGACAGGACAUAGCAGCAAGCCGCCACACUAAGCACUUAACCAGCACGCUGGGGCCACUGCCCCCAUUCCCUUCCCACAGGUUGGAAAAGUCAAGCUACUUACUGUAACGACUGGGGCACAACACCAGACCAGAGACAAACAAGAAACAAGCACUAUUUUCUAUUGACAACUGUUUUCUUGGCAAGCUAAUGGCACUUAAGUGCACUUUUCAGACGAUUGCUUACAGGGGGAUGAAAUUUGUCUAAAAAGAUCCACCAUUGUCUUUUGUGCUCUGCUUAAUUCUAAUUGAACAUUUAUAAGAUUACACUUUUGAAAGCAAUAACUGUUCCCGUUUGAUAAGAAAUGCGUUGGUACGGGGUGUUUUCAUUCAACUCCCUUUUGUGCUCUGUACUCGUAGCUGAGCUCAUUAUUUGAGGAAAUCAAGUGAACAUUGCCAUAUUGGCAAUAAGAGCGAAGUAUAUGUGUAAUUUAACCAUGUUAGCUGUCCACCACCAUCAUGAGAAAAAAAAAGCUUGCCCCUGACUCAAAUGACAGUGCUUAUAUCUUCUACAUGUUUGCAUUGAGUCUUGGAAGUCACUGAUAGCCGCAGUGGAUGGAUUAUGGUUAUGAUACUGUAGUGCCUUUUAGUUCUUUUCUAUGUGGCACUUGGAGGAAGGACGGAAUUUUUUCCCGGUCCUCCUCUCAAAUCAGAACCUGAAAUUAUCUCUUACAAAAACAAAAGAACUUAAGAAUGCAGUGUGAGUGAAUGUGUGCGUGUAUGUAUUUGAAGGACAGUGAAUGAUGGGUAGUGAUGGCUUUUAUCCGAAUAUGGUAAUAUUUAACUAAAUGUAGAAAUAUACUGGAUCACCUGUAAUUUACUACUGAAUUCUUAUCCAGCUUGGGUAUAAACCGUGCAAUGAUGAUGAACGCAAUGGCUGCAUACUUCACUCAUCUGCCUUUUUUUUUUUUUUUUUUUUU
Corythoichthys intestinalis (scribbled pipefish) is the source of this 5140-nucleotide messenger RNA. It is a transcript of the gene arid4b, whose product is annotated as AT-rich interaction domain 4B. Gene Ontology annotation, cellular component: nucleus. Gene Ontology annotation, molecular function: transcription cis-regulatory region binding. Bases 313 to 4185 code for a protein of 1290 amino acids. The transcript is spliced from 24 exons. Lineage: Eukaryota; Metazoa; Chordata; Actinopteri; Syngnathiformes; Syngnathidae. Gene Ontology annotation, biological process: regulation of transcription by RNA polymerase II. The record is from RefSeq and is a predicted model, not a curated record.